Molecule: messenger RNA, 615 nt
Organism: Sparassis crispa
Lineage: Eukaryota; Fungi; Basidiomycota; Agaricomycetes; Polyporales; Sparassidaceae
Product: cytidine deaminase-like protein
Exons: 5
Coding region: 1-615 (204 amino acids)
Biological process (GO): tRNA wobble adenosine to inosine editing
Cellular component (GO): nucleus; cytoplasm
Molecular function (GO): tRNA-specific adenosine-34 deaminase activity; zinc ion binding
Source: RefSeq, a predicted model, not a curated record
AUGGCAGCAGACUCAAAUUUUAUGAAAGAUGGUGACAGCGAUCUGAACCCUAAACAUCUCGGGUGGAUGCGCGUCGCGAUGUCAAUGGCCGAGGAAGCGCUCGAAGCCAGCGAAGUGCCCGUUGGGUGUGUGUUUGUCAGGGACGGCCGGGCUAUUGCUAGAGCUCGUAACCGGACAAACGAGCUGCGAAACGCUACCCGACACGCAGAACUCGAGGCCAUCGACGAAAUUCUUGCCGAUAAGACUCUCACGCCAGAGGUAACGCAGUACCCGUUGUCGGACACAACCCUCUAUGUCACUGUCGAGCCUUGCAUCAUGUGUGCGUCAGCCCUCCGACAAACGGGAAUUAAAGAAGUAUUCUACGGGUGCCAGAACGAUAGGUUUGGUGGGUGUGGGAGCGUGCUCGGGGUAAAUGGCGAAGUACCCCAUCCUAGGCAUCCUGCGUAUAAAGCUUUCAGUGGUUAUAUGCGGGACGAGGCGAUCAUGGUCUUGCGCAAAUUCUACGUCACUGAGAAUGUUAAUGCGCCUGUGCCAAAGUCCAAAGCAAAUCGGGUCUUGAAAACUGAAAUCCCUUCACGAGCCUCCCCAAAGCCACAGGACGUGGUGAACAGUUGA